AUGACGGAGCCAAAAGAAUCGGGCCUGAGCUCCCCGGACCCGGAGAACGAACACCAUCACCCCCCACGACCACACCUCUGCUCGGCAUGCAGCCAGAUCGACUUCAAAGCUCUUUUCACGACUCACAGACGUCAUAAUGACUUGAAUCCUUACGAGGAUGAAAUACCCAAGGCAUGCAAAUGUUUUGAGACACUUGAAACCCGUGAAAAGUCCGGCUGGCCAGGCCCCGAGUUGGCAGACAAAUCCAAACCACAGUGCCCCUUUUACGCAUUCUACAAAGACUACCUACUUCGAUCCAGAGGCAUCACCUUGGGAAUGGAGAGGGAUCCCGAUCAUUUUCCGACCGGUAUUUUUUUGAAAGGGUUUCAUUCCUUGAAAUGGUUUUGGGUAGAACAUGAAGGAUGUCCACACAACCGCGACGAUUACCGUAGAAAGUAUUGUCGACAUUAUGUGCAAGACGUUUUUGCACUGCAAUUCGCGCAAGGGCGCACUGACCCGGGCCUUGGAGCCUAUACUUUCCACGCGCAUAAUGCGGGGCAUGCCAUUCUGCGUGUUGUGGAUGACGGUCCGAAUCAUAGUGCGUUGACGAGGGCUAGAGAGGCUGGGGGCGGAUUAUUGGCGAGAAGAAUCUUGCCCGAUCAGGUCAACUACAAUCUCAUUGGGGAAUGGUUAAGGCUUUGUCAGUUGGGGCAUGCUCAAUGUCAUGGUGAUGGUGAUGGUGAUGGUGAUGUGGUCACAAUUCCUGGAUUCCGGGUCAUUGAUUGUACCACGGGAAAUAUCGUUUCCGUGGUUGAGGCUUUGGAGAGUGGUGGAAAGCACGACAAGGUUGACUAUGUUACUCUCAGUUACGUCUGGGGUCAGGCGGGAUUCAGCGGUCCUGUCUUACGGGAAGACGGCCUCUCUCUACCAGAAGAGUUACCUCUGGUCAUCAGCGAUGCCAUAGAGGUCGUCAAGAGGCUUGGAUACAGAUACCUUUGGAUCGACCGGUAUUGUAUUCCCCAGGACGACAUACCAUCCAAACAAAUCCAGAUCCAGAACAUGGAGAGGAUCUACUCCUGCUCUGUCUUGACUAUAAUCGCGGCAGCAGGAGAGGGACCGGAGUACGGGCUUCCGGGAGUUAGUUCGCGCCAUCGUCCUGAACAGCUCUGUGUGCAAGUGGCCGAAGAGAUUUCCCUGGCUUUGUAUGAAAGUCCCAAAAAUUUGGUGACAACCUCAAAGUGGCAUACCCGUGGUUGGACCUACCAGGAAGGACUAUUGUCGAAGCGCCGGCUCAUCUUCACGGACCUGUUGGUUUACUUCCAGUGCUAUGAGAUGCACGGGGAUGAAGUCUUAUCGGUCCCGCUUCCUGGCGCGGCUGAUUCACUCGAUGCGGACGGUCGACAUGAUCAGUUCGACGACAUCCGUUAUAUAUCAUUUGAACGCGAAGAGUCAGACUUUGGCUCCGUCUUUCCACGUCGAGUCGCCGAAUGGUCAGAUUCCAGCACAAUCUGGGACAGAAUCAAAGAGUUCGCGCAAAGACGACUUGCUUUUGAUGCAGACACUCUGGAUGCCAUCGCCGGUAUCUUUGGGAGAUACCGUUCUAAAACGACAGAGCACGAAAUCCCCUUCUUUUAUUCGUCUUCAGUCAAUGAUAUAUCGAACAGUCUGACCUACAAAUUGGUCUACAAUAAGCCUACAGACAUUAUACCAACAGACCGGCAAAUGAUGCGAAGAUCAGUGUUUCCAAGUUGGUCAUGGGCCGAUUGGAAGACCUGCUUAAUAAAGCAUAAGAAUGUAGUAAAACGGCACUUCGCCUUAGACACCUGCACCAUGGCACAUGUCGAAUUCGAAGAUGAAGCGGGCAUUGUACAGAGGCUGGACUGGGAGACACAAAACGCAGAGAUUUUGAACCUAACACUCCAAGGCGGCAAGAUCCCGGCGUGUUUGACUCUCAGGGGGACGGUGUUAGACAUAAAGUUGAAGUUGACGUCCGAUUUCGAUUCAUGGAGCCCACUAGGAACAUGGACAUAUACAUGGCCACCAUUCCUUGAAGGACAGACGAUAGACUGCCUACCCCGUGUUCUGUUUGACGACAUUGAACAUGAAGGGGGCAGCGAUGGCACCUCCACCAGUGGCAAGCGCAACGAAGAUGCCAAUUUUCUUGGCCUGUUGCUCGCAAUAGAAGCCUUUACAUGGUCUGCGCACCAUCUUUGGAUUAUGAUGCUCAAGCCAGUAAAGAGAACGCUCAAUGGAAGACCAGAAACAAUGUAUGAAAGAGUGCACCUACUGAAGGUGAACGUCAACGAGGAUGAGCACGAACGGGUUUGGUCCGCAUUACCACGGUUUGUGAGGGAAGAACAGGUUCGAUUGUGUUGA
This is a messenger RNA of Neurospora tetraspora, 2355 nucleotides long. Its product is annotated as heterokaryon incompatibility protein-domain-containing protein. The transcript is spliced from 3 exons. The record is from RefSeq and is a predicted model, not a curated record. NCBI's taxonomy places the organism in Eukaryota, Fungi, Ascomycota, Sordariomycetes, Sordariales, Sordariaceae. Bases 1 to 2355 code for a protein of 784 amino acids.